AUGGAGUCCUCAAUCUCGAUAUAUGUACUUCCCGUCCUUUUCAUCGCGCUCCUUGUCCGCUUUCUUGUUCAAUUUAUCCGAUCCCCGCUUCGAACUGUGCCAGGUCCGUUCCUGGCACGAUUCACCGAUGGCUGGUAUUUCUGGAACGUCCGGAAAGGGUCUUUCCAGGACGUAAAUGUGGAAUUACACAAGAAAUACGGAACAAUUGUUCGAUACGGCCCAAACCGCUACAGCUUCAACGACCCAGAAGCCGCCAAGAUCAUCUACGGCCUCGGCAACCACUUCCCCAAGUCGUCAUGGUAUUCAUCAUGGGCUAGCCCUGGGCAAUGGGCCAUCUUCAGUGAUCAGUUAAUCAAGCGCCAUGCCCAGAACCGAAGACUCUAUCAAGCGACCUAUGCAAUGUCGUCUCUGGUUCACUACGAGCCCUUUGUAGACGAGUGCUCCGACCUCUUCACGCAGCGACUCGCUGAGAUGUCAAGGUCCAACAUGCUUGUGGACAUGAGACAUUGGUUCCAGUGCUACGCAUUUGAUGUCAUCGGAUUGAUCACUUACGCCAAAAGACUUGGCUUUCUGGAUCGUGGUGACGAUAUUCGAGGUGUCAUCAGCGCGUUGGAAGAGCACUUGGGCUACGCUACGCUCGUUGGCAUCUUCCCAAGCUUGCACCGAUAUCUAUUCCCUCUCAAAAAUUACCUUGCCGGUGCGAAAGGCGCCGGGAGAGCUUACGUGCUGAGCUUCACCAACGAGAGAAUCCGUGAAGCGCAGGUCACUCCCAAGCCUGUGGCUGAAGAGAGCGCAGUCGCCAUGGAAGACUUUCUCACCAAGUUUCUGGCAAAGCAUGCAGCCGACCCGGAUGUCUUUACAUCUUUUCAUGUACUGGCUGGGUGUACAUCAAAUAUGGUUGCAGGCUCUGAUACCACGGCCAUCAGCCUUUCAGCAGUCCUCUAUUACCUACUUAAGCACCCUGCCUGUCUGCAGAAGCUGAGGGACGAGAUUGAUGACCUAACCGCCAAGGGAGGCCUGUCCAAGUCGCCUACAUUCAAAGAGUCUCAGCAAUUGUCAUAUCUUCAAGCGGUCAUCAAGGAGGCGUUGCGGAUGCAUCCCGCCACGGGACUCCCACUUGAGCGCGUGGUUCCUGAAGGAGGAGCAACAAUUUCCGGACGAUUCUUCCCGGAAGGCACGACGGUUGGCAUCAACACCUGGGUAGCACAUCGCGAUCAUCGAGUCUUUGGUGAUGAUGCCGAGACAUUCAACCCCGAUCGAUGGCUAGUGGACGAUGCUGCAAGGCUCUCUAUGAUGAACCGUUAUUACAUGCCUUUCGGACUGGGCUCUCGAACAUGCAUUGGACGACAUGUUUCGAUGCUUGAAAUGUCCAAGCUCAUCCCCCGAAUUGUUCGAGACUUUGACUUUGGGCUUGAUCCAUCACUGCAGCGAGAGAAGUGGCACACGCAAAACUACUGGUUCGUGAAGCCGCUGGACUUUAAGGUUCGGGUUGAGAUGCGCCAAGCGGAGAAGAGCGAUAUGUUUUAG
Molecule: messenger RNA, 1527 nt
Organism: Fusarium falciforme
Lineage: Eukaryota; Fungi; Ascomycota; Sordariomycetes; Hypocreales; Nectriaceae
Exons: 4
Coding region: 1-1527 (508 amino acids)
Molecular function (GO): iron ion binding; oxidoreductase activity, acting on paired donors, with incorporation or reduction of molecular oxygen; monooxygenase activity
Source: RefSeq, a predicted model, not a curated record